UGACUAACAUCAAAUGUGAUGAUAAACCUUCAGCUCAGCUCCUUCACUGCUGUUGGGGAAAUAAUAGAGAAGAGAGAAGAGGCAUUCGUGCUCAGCCCAGACUGAGCUAUCUGCACCUUUGACCAAGAUUAACAGCAACUUUACCAUGACUCAACAAUGAUGUUACCAAAGAUGGGAUGUUUGUCUUCAAACUUAACAAAGAGACGUCUUGUCUUACUUCUGUCUCUCCUGCUUCAUCUUAACCCUUUGCUGGCAUAUUCGCUGAAAAACUGCAAUAUUGAGUAUUCUCAGGAUCCUUUAGCUGAUGUAGUUUUGGACUGUGUACAACAUAAAGUUGUGACUGUCCCAGAUGACAUCCCCAGAGAUGUGAGCUCAGUAAAACUCGAUAACAAUCUAAUUGAACAGAUCAACAGGAAAGACUUUGGCAACUUGUCAAAGCUGAGAUUUUUGGGCCUGAACUUUAAUUACAUUGCUCACAUUGACGAUGAAUCUUUCAUCCACUUGACGUCCUUGACAAUUCUUCACAUGCACUUCAACAAACUCACCAAGCUAACAGGCAACCUCUUUCGGGGACUGUCCAACCUGACCAUGCUUGACCUCGGUCUAAAUGAAAUUCAGUUCAUCCAUAAAUCGGCCUUUAGCUUCCUGCCCAGCUUACAAACUGUAAUAUUAUACGACAACAAGCUCCAACAAGCAGCUGACAUUCAGCCCGUCCUACAGCUACCACACUUACAGAAGCUGGUCAUCGGUAGCAAUCUAUUUACCUCCUUUCAUACCAAAGAUCUGCUGCUGAAUGUGCCCUCAGGCCUUCAGGUGUUAGAUAUUUCCUACAAUGUUAAGUUGGAAAACUUCAGCAUCACAACACCGAUCUUUCCCCACCUUGAGAUGAUUGACUUUUCUGGAUGUGGCGAACACACUGGCUUGAAUUGGGACAUACCCGACAAGAAUUUACUGAGGAACAUAAUUCAGUUGUAUUUUAACUUGGCUCUGAUUCCUUUUAAAGACUUUCAAAAAGUCCUGGAGAGUCUCGACUCACUGAUGCAUCUGAGACUGAAUAAUAUGGAGAAAUUGAUCACGAAAGGUCUGUUAGCUACGGUCUGUAAAAUACCAACACUUAGGAGGCUGGAGCUGUACUACAACCAUGAUGCCAAUUUAAGUGCCAAACUUGUGACUUGUUCUCAGCUCAGUGACCUUGACCUGUCCACUACUCACAUGACUGAACUGUCAAACGGCUCAAUACGAUCGAUGCAGCGACUCAGGUCUCUGAAUCUGGAGGUUAACUUCCUCACCAAUGUGCCAGGUGAAAUCAGGAGCCUCUCCUCCCUCACGAUCCUGAAUCUGAGCGACAAUCUCCUCUCCACUUUGGGCUGUGAGGAUUUCAUGAACAUGAAACAUCUCACACAUCUUGAUCUGAGCAAGAACCGCAUUGCUACACUGGACGGAUGUGCAUUUGAAAAUCUUAAUGAUCUGAAAGUUUUAGAUUUGAGUGACAACCUGCUGUGGACAUUCGGAGAUGCCUUCAAAACUGGCCCGCCAAUGCUUGAGUUCCUGGAUUUGAGCAAAAACUUUGUAUCUCUUCUUGAAAGGGGGGAUUUUCAAGGUUUAGGGUCCCUGACAUAUUUGGAUGUGGUGUCAAAGAAAAUUGGAAGGGUAAAACAUAAGGCCUUCGAAGGACUGAUGAACUUGGGAAAUCUUAGAGUAUCUCUUCCACUGGAGUAUGAAAACAAUUUCAGAGAAUUGCAGCAGUUGGAAAAUCUCACAGUCUACUUCAAUACUGACGGCAUUUUCAAAAGUCCUCUUGAAAAUGAUCACAAAUCAUUCUAUCAUUUAAAGUCUUUGAAAGUUUUCACAUUGAUAUGUGAGGGCUAUCACUUCGGCUUCCCCUUUGAUGUACCUAUGUACAUGUUUCAGGCUAUGAAACAUUUGGAGGGCUUCACAGCUGACAAUGUCUAUAUUGCUGCACCAGAUCGGAACACAUUUCAGUACAACCCCCAGCUCAAGAAUCUAACAAUCAGGGAGACUGAUUUGUCAGAUUUGGACCCAGAAUUGUUUCUGCCAAUCCCAAACCUGCAGGUUCUUGAUCUCUCUUACAGUAAACUCAGUUCUUUGGAUUUUCUGGCCGAGGCCGAUCUAUAUGAACUAAGGCACUUGACGUUGACCAACAAUGAGUUGACAGUGAUCAAUGAGACGGUCUUCCAUUACCUCCCUGCACUGAUAUAUCUGGACCUAGAUAAUAACCCAUUCAUUUGUGACUGCUCUAAUGCUGGAUUCAUCCAAUGGGUGAAGAGUAACAACCAAACUCAGGUCGUUAAUACCUACAAGUACAUGUGUUCCUUUCCUGUGGCUGAACAAGGAAACAAGUUACUGGACUUUGACAUCCAGUCCUGUUGGAUGGACUAUGGCUUCCUCUGCUUCAUUACGAGUACUUGUCUGGUUGUUCUAACUCUGCUUUCAUCCUUCAUCUACCACUUUCUGCGAUGGCAGCUAGCCUACGCCUUCCACCUCUUCCUGGCCUUCCUCUAUGAUAGCAGGAAGAGGCGGAAGGGCGCUCCUCAUCGCUACGACGCCUUCAUCUCCUACAACGUUCACGACGAGGACUGGGUUUACAGAGAGAUGCUCCCAGUGCUGGAAGGGGAGCAGGGCUGGACACUCUGUCUGCACCACAGAGACUUCCAACCAGGUAAGCCCAUCAUAGAGAACAUCACAGACGCCAUUUACAGCAGCAGGAAGACCAUCUGUGUGAUCAGCCGGCACUACCUGCAGAGCGAGUGGUGCUCCAGAGAGAUACAGAUGGCCAGUUUCCGUCUGUUUGACGAGCAGAAGGACGUGUUGAUCCUGCUGUUCCUGGAGGAGAUCCCGGCUCGGCAGCUGUCUCCCUACUACCGCAUGAGGAAGCUGGUGAAGAGACGCACCUACCUGAGCUGGCCUCAGGCCGGACAGCACACGGGGGUCUUCUGGCAGAACGUACGGAGAGCUCUGGAGACAGGAGACGCUCCCACCGAGACCACAGACCCGCUGACUGGACCUGCAGGAUGCUGAGAGCUGUACUGGAGAAUUUUACAGUGUCUGAGGAGCCUUACAGUGAACAGCCUCCUCUGCUGGUGAGCAAAGAUCAGAUAUCCUAUGAUAGAUAAUAGAAAUAACAACAAAAAGAAAAUUUCUGCAGCAGAUUAGUUUAUCUAAGUCAGAGUUUAUCAACCCCACACUGGGUUAAUUAAUAGACAGAGAAUAGUGUGUCUUUCUGGAUUUGUAAUAUUCAUAUUUUUACCCAUAACCAACUGACAUGUCUUGUCUCAAAAAUUGGUCCUCAUUCUCAGAGUCCCGACUGACUCGGACCUGAACACACAGACAUGAAACACAUGUUGGUCUGGUUCAGUGUGACAUCACUUCCUGACCAUAUCAUUAUCUCUGAUGUCCAUCCAGUAUAAACCUCAGAAAUCCACUUAGAAACCAGAGAGAAAAGGCUGCAGAACUUCAUUCAGAAUCGUCAUGUUUUGAAAUUUUCUUCAGUAUCACAGUGAUCCAGUGAUAGUUGACUGUUCAUCCAUGACACGGGAAACAGAAGCUGAUCACAGCUGAUUCAGCUCGUGUUAAUGAGACAGUUUGACUGAACAGAGGGGAGGGCGAUGGAUAGCUUGUGUUGUAUUAUUCUGUAAAGUUAAGACUAAACUCAUGUUGAUAUUAAUUUCGUCCACACAAACAGAUUGUUGCAGUGUAAACGUGACACAUGUAUUAUUAUUUUUUUUAAAUUUUAUUCAUGAUUUAUUAUUUAAAAAAAAAAAGAUAUAAAAACAGCUCUGUUGGUUCUUUUCUUUUCAUUCCAGUUCUGAUCAUUGAAACUUAGUUAAACCUGGUUUUCUGCUUUAUUUACUUUUUGAAGCUUCCUGUACCUGUCUGACUUCCAGUGUGUAAUAUAUAAAUAUAACUUUUGUAGCUGCAGUUUGGCCUCCCCAGACUCUUACUGUGCUCUGUACUAAUGAUAUUAAAGGUCCCUGUAGUUACUGAAUAAACAUCAUAUAUAUU
Messenger RNA from Seriola aureovittata, 4023 nucleotides. RefSeq names its product toll-like receptor 13. Gene Ontology annotation, biological process: inflammatory response; immune response; toll-like receptor signaling pathway. Gene Ontology annotation, cellular component: membrane. The record is from RefSeq and is a predicted model, not a curated record. Lineage: Eukaryota; Metazoa; Chordata; Actinopteri; Carangiformes; Carangidae. Gene Ontology annotation, molecular function: transmembrane signaling receptor activity; protein binding. The coding region runs from base 157 to 3039 and encodes 960 amino acids. The transcript has 4 exons.